Molecule: messenger RNA, 1679 nt
Organism: Drosophila hydei
Lineage: Eukaryota; Metazoa; Arthropoda; Insecta; Diptera; Drosophilidae
Gene: GluRS-m
Product: probable glutamate--tRNA ligase, mitochondrial
Exons: 4
Coding region: 114-1658 (514 amino acids)
Biological process (GO): glutamyl-tRNA aminoacylation
Molecular function (GO): ATP binding; zinc ion binding; glutamate-tRNA ligase activity
Source: RefSeq, a predicted model, not a curated record
CAUCUCUAUUUUUGCACAAGCUAUGACAUCUGGCAGCUCGAUCAGCUGUUUAGCCGCUUUAAAUAUAAACAAACUUUUGCUGAACUUUUUGUUUUAACUUAUUUUAACUGAAAAUGUUUAGUUUACGAUAUGCAAAGGUCCUCAGGCAGUGCCUCCACACUACACACAGACUCUGCCACAGCGAGGUACGCGUGCGCUUUGCUCCAAGUCCCACCGGUUACUUGCACCUGGGCGGCCUGCGCACCGCGCUUUAUAAUUAUUUAUUUGUACGACAUUCCGGUGGCAAAUUCCUGCUGCGCAUUGAGGAUACAGAUCAAACGCGACUAGUUCCGGGCGCCACAGAGCGGCUUAUUGAAGAUUUGUUGUGGGCGGGCAUCGAAAUAGAUGAAGGACCAGGAUUUGAUGGAGCCUAUGGACCUUACAUUCAGAGUCAACGCAGAGAGCUGUACAGCCAAGCAGUGGAGCGUCUGCUAGAGAAUGGCAGUGCGUAUCGCUGCUUCUGCACGGAACGUCGUUUGGAUCUGUUACGUAAGGAUGCGCUGCGCACCCGCCAGGUGCCACGAUACGACAACAAGUGUCGCCAUCUAACGGCGGAACAACUUCAACAGCAGCUGGACAAAGGAACGCCUUACUGCAUACGCUUCAAACUGACGUCCCAUGAGGAGCCGCUGCAGGAUCUCAUCUAUGGCAGCGUGCAGCAUAAUGUUAGCGAAACGGAAGGUGAUCCGGUUAUCAUGAAAAGCGAUCUCUAUCCCACGUAUCACUUGGCCAAUGUGGUAGAUGACCAUCUGAUGGGCAUAACACAUGUGCUGCGAGGCGUCGAAUGGCAAAUCUCAACGACGAAGCAUUUACUGCUCUACAAGGCCUUUGACUGGCAGCCACCACAAUUUGGUCAUCUGCCGCUGCUGGUCAACGCGGAUGGCAGUAAGCUGAGCAAGCGCCAAGGUGACAUUGGCAUCAAGCAGUUCAGAGAUCGUGGCUACUUUCCUACGGCGCUGCUUAACUACAUCAUCUCUGCCGGCGGCGGCUUUGAGCAUAGAAGCCAUAGCAAGCCGCAGCUCUACUCCAUGGACAAUCUUGCAAAGCAGUUUCUUUUGGAGCGUGUUAAUGCCCAUCCAAGUCGCUUGAAUGCCGAGCUGCUCAAUGACUACAAUCAGCUGGAGCUGAAGGCUCAUCUAGCUGAUCCUCUUAAAUGCCAAAAACUAGUUUCGCAUGUACAGCAACUCAUUCGGCAAGCUUAUCCAGACCACUCCCAUUUGGAUCUAGCGGAGUCCCAUAUAGAAGCAGUGCUUCACUGGUCAGCGCAACGUUUGACCCUGCUGCAGGACUUAACUAGCAGCAAGCUCAGUUUCUUGUGGGUUAAACCAAGUCACGUUGUGCUGAACGAUUUGAAUGCGACACAAUGGGAAGAGCUGCUGCAGCAACUGCAAGCUCAGCCCAGCUUUCACAAGGAUCAGCUGAAUGAGCUGCUGAGAAGCUAUGCCAAAGCAGCGUCCAUAAAGUUUCCCGCGCUAAUGAAAACGCUGCGCGGUGCAUUGAGUGGACUGCAGGAAGGGCCUGGCGUGGCGGAAAUGAUGGAAAUACUGGGCAAAGAUGUAGUUCUGCAACGUCUACAGGAGAGUCUGGAUAAGCAGAAGCAGCUGCAGCUGCAACAAUAGAUUACAAAGACUUUUUGACUA